This is a messenger RNA of Tyto alba (common barn owl), 5077 nucleotides long. Its product is annotated as melanopsin. Gene Ontology annotation, molecular function: G protein-coupled receptor activity. The record is from RefSeq and is a predicted model, not a curated record. The transcript is spliced from 12 exons. Gene Ontology annotation, cellular component: membrane. Gene Ontology annotation, biological process: visual perception; G protein-coupled receptor signaling pathway. The coding region runs from base 255 to 1964 and encodes 569 amino acids. NCBI's taxonomy places the organism in Eukaryota, Metazoa, Chordata, Aves, Strigiformes, Tytonidae.
GCUCGGCAGUCCUGCACAGAGCAGAUGUGCGGAGGGAAGGGAGAUGCUUUCGGCUGAACCCAAAAACUCCUCUCCCGCAGGCCAAAAUCAGCCUUGUCCCACACCCGACACGUCGCUGCACAGCAGCAAAAUAAGGUGAUGCGAAGCAGAUCCCCCGCUGUGACAAGAUGCCAUAUCUUUGACUGAGCUGUCCAGAUGUGACCGCGUGUGUGAGCACUCUGUGUGGCUUAGCUGCUUUUGACUCGGGUUUGAACAUGGGCACGCAGUCCUACUCUGUUACUAAGGCAGAGAUUCCCGACCAUGUUCUUUACACCGUAGGAACGUGUGUGCUCAUUAUUGGCUCCAUUGGCAUCAUCGGAAACCUCCUAGUUCUCUACGCGUUUUACAGCAACAAGAAACUGAGGACAUCCCAGAACUACUUUAUAAUGAAUUUGGCUGUGAGUGACUUCCUGAUGUCAGCUUCUCAGGCACCCAUGUGCUUUGUCAACAGCUUGCACAGAGAGUGGAUACUUGGAGAUAUAGGCUGUGAAUUGUACGCUUUCUGUGGGGCACUCUUUGGAAUAACCUCAAUGAUGACUUUAUUAGCGAUCUCUGUUGACCGCUACCUUGUGAUCACUAAGCCCCUGCGAUCCAUACAGUGGACUUCAAAGAAGCGCACCGUGCAGACCAUCACCGUCGUGUGGCUGUACUCGCUGGGAUGGAGCGUGGCUCCGCUCUUGGGGUGGAGUUCCUAUGUGCCUGAGGGCUUGAUGAUAUCCUGUACGUGGGACUAUGUAACCUACUCCCCUGCAAACAGAAGUUACACCAUGAUUUUAUGUUGCUGCGUGUUUUUUAUUCCCCUGAUAAUAAUAUUCCAUUGCUAUUUAUUUAUGUUCCUGGCCAUAAGACGUACUGGCAGAGAUGUUCAAAAACUGGGGUCCUGCAGCCGGAAAUCCUACCUCUCUCAGUCCAUGAAGAAUGAAUGGAAGCUGGCAAAAAUUGCUUUUGUGGUCAUCAUUGUGUUUGUCUUGUCCUGGUCUCCGUAUGCUUGUGUCACCCUGAUUGCCUGGGCAGGUCGAGGCAACACCCUAACACCGUAUUCCAAAUCUGUGCCAGCAGUUAUUGCCAAAGCUUCUGCAAUCUACAACCCUAUCAUAUAUGCAAUAAUUCAUCCAAGAUACAGAAAAACCAUCCACAGUGCUGUUCCCUGCUUGAGGUUCCUAAUACGGCUAUCGAAGAAUGACCUCCUGAGAGGAUCCAUAAAUGAGUCAUCAUUCAGGACCUCUCUCUCCAGCCAUCAGUCUCUUGCUGGCAGGACCAAGAACACUUGUGUUUCAUCCAUUUCCACUGGAGAAGCUACCACUGAUUGCACAAUGAGGCAUGAGAGUAUCAACUGUGAUGAUUUCACAAACUGUAAAAUACCCAGAUUAUCCUUGCAAUAUGAGGCCUGGAGCGAUGUAGAGCUUGAUCCUGUAGAGCCAGCUCAUAAGAAACUGCAGCCUCGCAGAAGUUAUUCUUUCUCAACAAGUCUGAGACAGGAGAAGAGAGACCUGCUCCCACAGACCUGCAGCUGCAAUGCAGCAACUGCAGAAAAGGUUUCGCUCUCCUCCAGCUGUUUGGAGAAGGUGCUUGUGCGGUCAUCCCUACACAGUCCCCCUGCAACACGUGUGACCAGCUCCCUCAGAGCAGCUUCUCUGCCUGUCGGUUUGAAUAGCGGCAGUGUCAGCAGAGGAGGAGGCUCCGAUACUUCACAGGUGGCAACUCAAGAAAGUCAAGUUCAUGGAGUCCUGGGGUCUACCAUUAGCAAUAUAGUCCCUCGUAUCAUUAUUAUUCCUACCUCAGAAACCAACCUAUUUCGAGAGGAACUGGAAGUGGAGGAGAAUGAAUUAUUCCACUUUCAUGACAAAAAGAGCAAUCUGCUGGAAUUGGAAGGACUUAGUUCAUCCGCGGAGUUCCUUGAAGCUGUUGAGAAAUUUCUAUCAUAAGUUUGUCAAAGGAAAACUUUCCGGUAAUUAUUUUCUUGGCAUCUUCUCCACUUAAUUAUACCAAAUAACCAAAGCCUUGUAGGUUAGGUCAUCAGACUUUUUGUAUGUUUAUAUGGUAGUCACUAGGCAGCCUUCAGAUUUAUCUUUGUCCAGACCAGCUCAGGCAUGGAAACAGGCUUUCUUUCAGAUUGUGCUGCAGGAAAUGAGCAGUGGAAGAUCUGGCAGCGUGAUCAAGUGGGACUGGUCAGGUCGGCUGCCUGCUUCAUGGGGCCCUGAUUUGCAACCACAGAUGGAGGUGCCAGCAGAAGGAAAAACGAUUGAGCAAGAGCAGGGCAGCUGCUGAAUGUUUCUGCUACCUGCAUGUGAAACAGCACUGCUGUGUUGGCAACUCUCCUCUGGACGGUGACAAAAAGCACCACAACACCACAGCUUUCACCAGCCCCGGUGGUAACGCAGAUGGCUAGAUAAUCUGAACUAUCUUUUAAUCAAAUUAUUUUCAGCACUGGUUUUGGUUUAAUUUGUUUUUAAAUAGGCAGCUUACUAAACGUAAAUAAACAAACUGAUGGUGUAACUGGGAAGUGACUGCUUGCUUUUAAAGUUUAGUGCUAGAAGUCUGGAUUUUACCUCAGCAUUAGUGUGAUGAGCUGAAUGUUGAAAUUCAUAGUGCUAUAUGCUAAAACAUACACUGCUACCUGUAGAAGCAUUUAGAGCACCUUCAGAACUAUGGUCUUAAUUAAAUAUGUAUGGAUCCUAGUGAGUCUCUGAUUAAAUGGUGAAUGUUCACAGCUGGCUUGACAAGUCAUUGAUAAAAAUAAAGCCUUGGCUGCUAUAUAUCACUUGUCUCUUCAGAGGAGAUUCUUCUCCUCUCCUCUUCUAAAAUGUCCCAUCAGAUGUCUUCUCCUACAGGUCACUUACAGGAGACUAUCAGAGUGGGUAAAACAUCGUCUCGGGUAGAAAAAUCCACAAUACUGUGGUGUUUGCUAUAGAAUCUACAGUCACAUUGUUAUCUGUGUUUACUGAUUGUGCUUGUUUUAUCUGUGCUUCAUAUUGUGCCUCAUGCUCACAAGACCCUCCUACCAUUUUAUUCUUUACCGCAUUCUUCCUUUCAUUACUCAUUUUCCCUUUUUACAACAUGUUCUCCACAUCCUCCUUUUAAAGUCUCUGGCUUUCAAAUGUGGGCAAGUUGAACUAUAUUGUUCUCCACAUAAUGUCAGUAUGUCUUAGUAGAAAGCAGGUGUUUCUCUGGAUAUAACAGUGCAAAUAUUUGGUCCAGUGAGUCUGGUAGCAUUCAGACAUACAAGAGAGUAAGAGUUUAUGUUCAUAGUCUCAGUUUAUUCCCUUGACUGUACCCUAGAUUGCCCAGACACCACUGAGAGCAUUUCCAAGGUUUGCAUAUGUACUUGCUGGUCUUGAGAAGUAAUUUAUUUUUUCCUGUUCUCCUGAUACAAAAAACAGACUGAAAGAUGGAAAGCAUAGAAGUACUUUUUAAAUUAUUUUUUUAUUACAAAAGAAGAUAACACAAAUCUUGUUUACAAGUACCUAGACAGGAACACAACUGAAGAGCAAAGUAAACCCCAAAGCAGCACAGGAGACAGAGGAAUGCCUCCAAACUCACACACCCAAGACUUUGCAGGGUGUCAGCACAGCAGACUUUUGAGAGGAUUGAGACACUUGCUUUUGGUAUAGGCUGUGGUCUUUUUAGGAAAAAACGCCACUGGUGGGUUAGAGGUGACUGCUGAGUCAGGCUGCCCAGUCCAAUGCUAACACUCUUAAUGAUGCCAUUACACGAGGUGCUCUGCUGUCUAGGCACCCUCAUCAGAAACGAGGCCAACAUACCUCCUUACCUUGUAGAGAGGAGGGGGAAAGGGUGGUGGAGCCACACCAAGCGUGUGGUUGUCUGCGUGCAGCCCCGGUGCGUGGUGCCGGGGCCAGGGCUCAGCCAGGGCAGCACUGCCCAAGCACUGCCCUCCUGCUGCCAGGUUUUCUGCCGGGGCCAGGAGUCGUGCCAAGGUGAUCUGCAAUCAGCUCAGUGUUUCCAAAGGCAAUUCCUCCAUCCGAGGGCUGGUGCAGUGAGCGGGCAGCGUGGGGCAGCUGCUGCGGACUGGGAUGGGGACGUGGUCGCCUGCAGUUCCUCGGUGCCAGGAUUUCGUCUGGGGCGUGGUUUUGGCCACAAUGAGUAAUCAAAUGCUAACUGAAUAUAACAUUCAUGGUAAAUGGGGGAUGCUUAAUCCUAGGCUAAACAUACUGUCCUGCCACCUCUGAUUCUUUUAAUUCUUUUGCUGAAUCUGUUCUCUCUGGUUUGUUUGUUUUUCCUACGUCAACCAACCUUACCUUCUCUUGCAUUUGAUAUCCUCAGCUGCUGUAUGUCGUUUCUUCUUGAGCCAGAUGUUGGGAAGCAGGUGUUCUUAUAAGGCUUCCAAGCCUUAUACCUGACUUUUUCUGUUGUAAUUACUCUAAAUAACAGUAAGAAAAUAUAUUUGAUGUUCCAAGAUAGAAAAACAUACCCUGGAGCAAAUUUUACAUUCAGAUGUUGACAGAUUUGUACUGGUAAGACUGUAGGCAGGAUAUUGCCAUAGUUUCUGAUGGAAUGAAGAAAGUAAGAACUAAAGUAACAGUCAACAAACUGCUCUGUAUCCAGACACAUUUUGUGUUCUCCUUGUUAGCCUAUAAGAUGACUCUCCAGUUAUGUCUUGCAUACAUGCUUGUACUAAUAAAGUGUGUCAGAAAACUAGUGGGCUUUGAGAUAUGUGCAAAGAAGUGUUUCACUUCUAUACUGCUAAUGUCUUAUACUAUUAGUACUGUUGCUUCUGAAGCUAAUGUCAAGAUUACUGUUUACUUCAACUGAUGUAGGCUAGAAUGCCAAAUGAGAUAACAGUAGAGAGAUAAAACAUGAAGUUAUAUGAAAUAUCAGAUAGACUUAGCACUCUCAAUGUAAGACUUUUGCAGAAACAGUUGCAGAGUAAAUGAGUCUUAAAUUAACUACCACAAUGUAGAAAAAUUUUGCAAACUUCUCUGUUGCCACAUUAGAAUAGAUGGCACAUAAAAAUGUACAAUAUUAACUGUUGCUUCCGAUUUUACGUAUGUAUCAGUUCAUUCAAAUGGAAUAAAAAAUA